Venustampulla echinocandica is the source of this 2310-nucleotide messenger RNA. RefSeq lists its product as uncharacterized. The record is from RefSeq and is a predicted model, not a curated record. NCBI's taxonomy places the organism in Eukaryota, Fungi, Ascomycota, Leotiomycetes, Helotiales, Pleuroascaceae. The transcript is spliced from 2 exons. Gene Ontology annotation, cellular component: microtubule organizing center. Bases 1 to 2310 code for a protein of 769 amino acids.
AUGGAGGAUAGCAGCCAGGACUCACGACGAAGUCGCAGUACGCGUCCAGGCUCAAGCUCGUCGAGCAAUACCAGAAUGACACCAGCAUCCAGCAGCAAUGGCUCGGUAGCCCACCUUCCCCUGCGAAGCACCACAAGUACCGGUUCGCGGGUGCCUUCGUCGGCUGGCUCGAGCUUGCUACAGGAUCGAUUGAGGGAGAGGAAGGUCGAGAGUGCCAGGCUGAUGCGACGCGGGAGCAUUGAUACGAGCGUGCUUGGGGAGAGGGGAGGGCAGAGCUCGCCCAUCACCGCAACGAUGGCGAGGGAUGAGCGGAGACCAAUCUCUGGGAACGUGGCCACGGGGAAAGGAAUGGGCGUGAAGCAGAUUGAAGAGCAAGUUUCUACUCUACAUAAACAGAAUUUCGACCUCAAGCUUGAGCUUUUCCACCGACGGCAACGACAAGAAACUCUCGAAGCACAGCUUGAUGCAGCGGAGAAGAAGAUUGAAGAACAGGUGGAAUUGCAGGAGGUGAACGAACAAUUGCUGGCUGAGUUGGAGAAGAGAGAUCACGCGGUGGAAGAAGCUGUUGGCAUCAUCGUGACUUUGGAAGACAAAGUGGACCGCCUGAUGAAGGAGAGAGAGGGGGUGAAGGCCAUCGAGGCAGACUUCGAAUCGACAUAUUUCCGGCCAGGCCAGGAUGACGAUAUUCCUAGCUCUCCGCCACAGCUCGACGACCUAAAACCGACUCGGUCCUCCAACUCGGUUGUGCGCAUGCCGUCCUUCUUAUCCGAGCAGAGCGAAGGUGCUGAAGCUUUGCGCAGCUUGUAUCUCCCCGCCAAUCAUGGCCACAGCGAUGUGACACUGCCCACGUUGGUGGGGGAUGGGAUGGACAGCCCACGACUCAGUACGCUUAGCGAAAGCUCGUUCGUUAGCAUCUACGGGGAGAAGCCUCUGUUACUGGAAGUUUCUGAUCAGGAAGAAGAGUCCGAGUCUCCGCCACCAGAGAGAAAGCAUCGUGCGUCAGUUGCGGUUGAAAAGUGGAUAGAUGAACGGCCGGUACCUGCGGUUACUCCCGCGCGGCCAUCGGCCCGCAGUAUGGGGAUGAAGAGCCAAUACCGAUCGAUCAAUGAUGUCCUCCAGUCGCCUUUGCAAAAGCUCGAGAGGUUAAAGCACACUCUUGCCACGCAAAACCAUUCUCUCAUUUCUGCCGGAUCCCAAUUGCCAGGCCCAACCCAAACUGCCAAGGUGCAACGAAAAUCGAAAGAGACCCUUCGCCGGGCCGUGAGGGAUCAAACCAGCUUCGAACGCCACCAGACCCUACCCCCAACCCCAGAUACCUUCAGCAGCGAUACCUUAAAGCACUUGGAGAAUUCAAGAGAUGAAGUUCCUCGGGGCCAGCGGGGCUCGGAGAAUCAAACAUUCCUCAAUAACACGGCGGUGUUCCAGAGCUUUCAUCCAUCUCGUUCCGAUGUGUCUGUGCGACCCCGCAGUGCUGGUGAAACAGUGACAAGUAGACGCGAUGGCCAUGGAUGGGACACUGAGACGCAGGACGAUUUCAGUGAUAUAGCUAGUAUAGCCAGUUCAGCCAGCAAGUACAAUCCGCCAUCCUACCGACAUCCGCAACGUGUAAUGACACCAGAUCUCUUUACAUUUGGCGGAACUGAGGAAUGGGGUCGAGAUGUGAUGUUGAGCGGGCCAUCAUACUUCCCGUCGCUUCCAUCUGAUAGACAUCGGUCGGUUCAACGAUCAAUCCGAACAGAAUAUCCUAGAAGCGACGAUACGAUCACCCCACGUCGCAGCAGGAUGAAAAAUGAACAGAAUAAUUCUAGCCAGCAUGGAACACCUGUCGAAAUGUCGAAGCCAUACCCUCCUGACCGCCGCUCCUCACUUACAGCAACCACCAAGCUUAAAGGACAACCCAACCCCCCGAGCCAAUCGCCCACGACAAACUCGCCAUUAAAGGAUAAGGAUUCGAGGAUCUCCCGAUUAUCCGGCCGUAUAUUCGGAAGAUCCGAAAGCAGCCCAUCCAGCCCAGCCACCAAAACUGACACAACUAAAGCUCCCAGCUAUGUCGAUGAUGGUAUGGAUGUAGGAGCAAGUGCCACCCCACCGCCCAUCAAGCGCACACGGCCUAGCCACCGGCCAGUCUCCGCAGGGGUAGGAUCCGGCAACCGAUCACAAUCAUUUAGGUAUGACGUUCCCGCCGACGAAGAUCCUACUCGCAACAACGCCUCCACCGCCGAAGUAGACGGAGGAGACGCCAAAGCUGCUCCUGUAGGCGGCAAGAAAUGGUUUGGGAUUGGAAGAGCUGGCAGCAUACGUCGAAACUAG